This is a messenger RNA of Zygosaccharomyces rouxii, 615 nucleotides long. RefSeq names its product Sec63 complex subunit SEC66 (gene SEC66). The record is from RefSeq and is a predicted model, not a curated record. Gene Ontology annotation, cellular component: Sec62/Sec63 complex. Lineage: Eukaryota; Fungi; Ascomycota; Saccharomycetes; Saccharomycetales; Saccharomycetaceae. The coding region runs from base 1 to 615 and encodes 204 amino acids. The transcript has a single exon. Gene Ontology annotation, biological process: post-translational protein targeting to membrane, translocation.
AUGUCAUCUUAUCAAGGGGAUGCCCAUGGUAACAGUACCUUUUUCGAAACAGAAGAACAUGUAGAGACCAAGAUCGUUUCAGUUUAUACACCACUGAUAUACAGUGCCAUUUUGAUCCUUUCAUUGGUUAUUUUUGGAUCUCAGUACAGAAAAAGAAGAAUUGCAAAGAUGGCUGAAUUGCCUUCCAUCUUUGAUGAUAACGAUGCUAGGGAUAUUCAUGUAGCGUUGAAAGAGUUGAACGAUGAACAACCUGUACAUGAAAAGGUGUUAAAAGCAGCAUUGUUAAACAGGGGUGCUGAAGCAAUCAGACGUUCAUUUAAGAUGAAAGAAUUAGAACCUCAGAUUAACAUCCUUUACAAGAAUGGAUCCAUUGGUGAGGACUACUGGCAACGUUAUCAAAAUGAGGUCAAAUUGAUAGAACUCGAAUUUAAACAAACUUUACAAGAGGCUCAAGAGAUACAACCUGGCUGGUUACAAAUGUUUGUGGUAGUGGCCAAAGAAAUCUGCUUUAACCAGGCGUUGGCAAGACGUUAUAAUUCUAUUUUAAAGCGUAAGACAGUGUGCGCCGAAGAAUGGGAGCUGAAGCUAGAUAACAAUGGCAGACUAAUCGAGUGA